GGCCUACCAGCCGGGUAGCGGGGCCACCGAUGCGGCUGCUGCUCCACAGGGCCUGGUGUCCAGCGGCGCCUCCGCCGCGGUCCCUCCGCCCGGGUCGCUGGGCAGCGGCGAGCUGGACGCCUGGGAGGUGGUGCGGGUGCUGCAGCUGCAGCGCCUGCCCUCGGCGGAAGGGGAGGGCGGCAGCUGGCUGGACAGCGGAGAGCUCGGCGGAGGGCCGUGGACGGGGCGGGGCCAGGCCACCACCCUGCCGCUGUGCUGCCCCCCCGGCCGCCCCCCCGCCGGGCCGCAGCUGGUGUGGCUGGAGCCCCGCGUGGUGGCGCUGGCGGGGGGGCGGGGGCAGGGACAGCAGCACCUCACGCUCAAGGCCGUCGUACGCACCCCCUCCGGCACAUCCUCAUCGCCGCUGGAGCUGCUGGUGCGGGCGGAGGGCCGCUACCUGCCCGCCACUGUCACCCCCGCCAACACCCCUACCACCAGCACCUCGGCAACGGCAGCAACCCACGAUGACGGAUCCCUCUCAGAGGACGACGCGGCCAAGGGGCGGUUGGACACCGACCAGCUGGUAUCGUACACCAUCGACGUGCC
This is a messenger RNA of Astrephomene gubernaculifera, 585 nucleotides long. The record is from the annotation of a GenBank genome assembly. Lineage: Eukaryota; Viridiplantae; Chlorophyta; Chlorophyceae; Chlamydomonadales; Astrephomenaceae.